AUGAAAACACUGAUCAAAUCAUUAGUACUAUGGAAAACUAGUGGCACAACAUUAAAAACAAAAACAACCAUAAUAAACACCUACUCACUAUCACCAAUAACAUAUUUAUCAUACCUUGAAGAAUUUACAAAAGAUGAAGAAAUUCAAAUUAAUAAAUUAAUCUCAUGGUUUAUGAAUUCUCCCUCAAAUUCUGAAUCACCAACUCUCAAUACCAAUUCCAUUGAAAACAACACAUCAACCAUCCAUUCACGUGCAAAAAUACCUUUGAUGUGUUAUGAUAUAUCAUUAAAACCAUUAAAAGAAGGUGGUUGGGGUAUGUGGAAUAUACAAUUACGACAAGUUGCUCAAAAGAUAUGGAUAUACAACAGAUUUUUACAAAUGCAUAAAUCUGCAAAUAACUCAAUAUACAUGAUAAGUUGGAUGGAUCAAAUCAUCAACAAAUCAAUCUCUUCUCCAUACCUGAUAAAAAUCAAAAAAGAAUGGGAAAACUAUGCAACUCAAAUUGGACAUCUAAAAGAUAAAGUUCAAACCCUACAACCAAUAUUAACAAAAAACCAAACCUCUCAAACAUUAACCACAAAUAAUAUUUCACUACCACCAACACUCAAAGAAAUCUACUCGACAAUACUCAACAAUCACCAAUGCAAAUCAAAAGACUAUGUUGGCAAGAAAUAUUCAGAUCUACUUCUUACUUCGCACCAACAAUCAAUACAACUAUUAUGGAAAUACACAUACGACCAACUAUUUGUCAAAAUUCAAAAAUUAAAAGAUCCAAAAGGCCGUUAUACAAGCAAAGAUUCCAUGCUAGAUGUCUUCCGAUUAAUCAUCUACACAACAAAGUUUGCCCCAUUUGCAACAAUGAAAUGA
Molecule: messenger RNA, 867 nt
Organism: Dictyostelium discoideum AX4
Lineage: Eukaryota; Evosea; Eumycetozoa; Dictyosteliales; Dictyosteliaceae
Exons: 1
Coding region: 1-867 (288 amino acids)
Source: RefSeq, a predicted model, not a curated record